CUCUUCUCGUCUCUCUCACACACACACACAAACACACAAACACACACACACACGUACACCGUGUUAUCAUCCCGACAACUCACUUUUCCAAGAUCUUUCAUUCCGCCUUUACUUCCAGGAAGCGUUAGCUACUGUCCUCGUCCACCGGGAACACAUCUGGAUCUGCUGAAACGUCACAUGACACACCUGUUGGACCUCCACUGACCAGGACUCGGACGUGUCUUGCUCAAAGGCGUUUCGCCGACCACCGUCGCCCUCAUCAAUAAUCACGAUCAUCACCAUCAUCACCAGUAAAACCUGAGCCUGCUGACUGGCACCGAGGUCCGAAGCUCUGCUCCAUCUGACAGGCGAGAAACGCAACUGACUGUUGAUGGCUGAUUGGAGUCUGUUGGGAAACUUCCUGGAGGAGGUACAGGAACACUCCACUUCCAUUGGCAAGGUGUGGUUGACCAUCCUGUUCAUUUUCCGUAUCCUGGUGCUGGGGACGGCAGCCGAGUCGUCUUGGGGUGACGAACAGGAAGACUUCAACUGCGACACGGAACAGCCUGGUUGCGAGAACGUGUGUUACGACAAAGCCUUCCCCAUAGCGCACAUACGAUACUGGGUACUCCAGAUUGUCUUUGUGUCCACGCCCAGUCUGGUCUACAUGGGCCACGCCAUGCACACGGUCCGCAGGGAGGAGAAGAGGCGGAGCCGGGAGGAGGGAGGUGCAGAAAAUGGCGGCAGCGAGGAGGAUGAUGACGACCCGGGAGGGGGCGAUGGGGGCGAGGAGCGAGGGGGCAAAGAAGGAAAGGACAGGGGGAAGGAGAAGACAGAAAGUCCAUCAGGAGGGAGGGUCCGCCUGAAAGGGGCGCUACUACAGACCUACGUGCUGAGUAUCCUUAUAAGAAGCAUCAUGGAGGUGGUCUUCCUGUGUCUGCAAUACUUCCUAUAUGGAAUAUUCCUCCAUCCUCUCUAUGUGUGCAAGGCGUGGCCCUGCCCACAUCCCGUCAACUGCUACGUGUCACGGCCCACAGAGAAGAACGUCUUCAUCGUGUUCAUGUUGGCCGUGUCAGCCGUGUCGUUGGUGCUCAGCAUGCUGGAGCUGCACCACUUGGCUUGGAGACACUGCUGCAGGCGCUUGUUAUUGUCAAGGAAGGUCGUGACCGCUGAAGAGACAUCGCUCUCCAAACAGCUUCCCAUGUCGCCUCCCCCGCCCUCCACCCCGCCUCCCGACUUCAGCCAGUGCGUGAUUGGCUCCUCGCACUUCCUGGCCCUCCCUUUCACCAACCAUCGCCUGGCUCACCAGCAAAACUCUGUCAACAUGGCUGCCGAGCAGCACAAGAUGGCCGCCACAGCGGGCGAGGAGAGUCUGCUCCAGAUGAGUUGUUACUCCCCCGGCUGGCAGGGCAGCGCCAACAUGGCCUGCUUCAGCCAUGCCGCCAACGAGGAUUCGCCACUCCAAAAUGGCGCUGACGGGCGUUUGAUGCUUUGCUCCAAUGAGGGCAUGUGCCAGCGGGACAAACGGAGGCUCAGCAAGACGAGCGGCGCCAGCAGCCGAACGAGAGUGGAUGACCUUGCGAUAUGAGCUCCUCAGGCGUGUACUCAAAGCUUUCAUGAACCAACUCGUGACACCAGUGCAUCAGGACACUGGAGCUCUUCAUCACGACGCCUUGGAGAAUCAUUCCUCUCUUGAGGUCUGGCGGGAGCAGGAAUUCUGGGAACUGCUUUUUUUUUUUUUAAUGUCUAAUGGCUUUCUGUGCGACUGCACGGCGGUCGAGUGGUUAGCGUGCAGACCUCACAAUCCCAACCCUGGCCAUCUCUGUGUGGAGUUUGCAUGUUCUCCCCGUGCAUGCGUGGGUUUUUUCCGGGCACUCCGGUUUCCUCCCACAUACCAAAAACAUGCUAGGUUAAUUGGCCACAGCCUUUUUCCUCCAAAUGCUAGCGCUAACCAGCAUGCUGAACAUGACUGCCCUCUAUAGUUUACACAUGGAACAGCAGCUUGGACCCCUAUUUUUAUUUUUAUUUUUAUUUUUAUUUUUAUUUUUAUUUUUAUUUUUAUUUUUAUUUUUAUUUUUAUUUUUAUUUUUAUUUUUAUUUUUAUUUUUAUUUUUAUUUUUAUUUUUAUUUUUAUUUUUAUUUUUAUUUUUAUUUUUAUUUUUAUUUUUAUUUUUAUUUUUAUUUUUAUUUUUAUUUUUAUUUUUAUUUUUAUUUUUAUUUUUAUUUUUAUUUUUAUUUUUAUUUUUAUUUUUCCUUCCAGGUUCAUUGGUGGAUUUAUGAAAAAAACAUUAGUCAAUUUAUUCCUAAUUAUUAGUAGUAUUAUUUGUAUUUUUAUUUCAUUUAAUUUUUCUUUUUUUUGGGGGGGGGGGUUAGUUUUACACGAAUACAAAUACUUUUCCCACCUCAACAAAUACAAAUAACCCCUAGUACAUAUGUGUGUAGGUAUGUACUUAUGUAUGUAUAUAUAAAUAUAUUCAUUGUGUUUACCAAAUAACAUUCACCCAUUUUAUUUUUCCUUACAGGCUCAUUGGUGGAUUUAUGAAAAAAAUUGGUAAAUUUAUUUCUAAUUAUGUGUAGUAUUAUUUGUAUUUUUAUUUCAUUUAAUUUUUCUUUUUUUGGGGUGGAGGGUUAGUUUUACACGAAUACAAAUACUUUUCCCACCUCAACAAAUACAAAUAACUCCUAGUACGUAUGUCCGUAGGUAUGUACUUAUGUAUGUAUAUAUAAAUAUAUUCAUUGUGUUUACCAAAUAACAUUAAUGCAUUUUAUUUUUCCUUACAGGCUCAUUGGUGGAUUUAUGAAAAAAAUUGGUAAAUUUAUUUCUAAUUAUUAGGAGUAUUAUUUGUAUUUUUAUUUCAUUUAAUUUUUCUUUUUUUGGGGGGGCGGGGUAAUUUUACACGAAUACAAAUACUUUUCCCACCUCAACAAAUACAAAUAAGGGCUGCGUUGCACACUCCUAGUACGUAUGUCUGUAGGUAUGUACUUAUGUAUGUAUAUAUGAAUAUAUUCAUUGUGUUUACCAAAUAACAUAUAUCCAUUUUAUAGAACUUUGUUUUAUAUUCAGUUGAUUGUAUCUAUUAGUCACCUAGCCCCACUUACCUCUUUUACCUCCUAUCACGACGGACUUUCAGCUCCAUGCCGUACUUCACUCUGUCCCAGUCGUGUUGCGUUUGAGUCCUGCCUGUUCUCGAAUCCUUCGCAAAAGCGUCUAUAAGUCGCUUACAAGUGGCGACAUGACACGUUUCAAGAUAAAGACAUCACAUUGACAUUUCUUUAUUGAGUGCAUUUCUGCACACUUGUUCAGUUAUUGCACAAGUUGCUAUAGCAACAGGUCCAACCGGGUCGAGAACACUUGUCGAUGGCAACGCAUCCCUUUUCUCCAUUGUCUGUACGUGAAACAAAAUGCAGCAUCAUCACAAUUGUUGUACAAUGUCCAUUUUCCACUGCAAUAUUUAUAGUAUUCCACUGCAAACUCAUUAUUAUUACUAGUUAUUAUUACUAGCAAAUUUGUGUAAUAUCUAACUUCAUGUUCUGAAUUCAUCAAUGCUGCGUUCACGUACCUCUGGUGUAGCAGGCCUGUUGCACGUCGCUGCUUUGACAUGUUAGCUUGAGGUUGGUCAUGUAGUCAUCAAAGCCAUGACACUCGAUGCUAAAUCCUUGUACUGCGAUAAAAACACAUUUCAUUGGAAUGUUAGUAUGAAUGAGUUGAUAUGGAGCUCCACGGCUUGUAGAUGUGGAUUUUGUAGUUAUUUGCUUAUUAACACAGUUACACCACAUAAAGGACAAAAACAUUCAUGGUCAAAAUACAAAGGACACUUGAAGAACGACAU
This is a messenger RNA of Doryrhamphus excisus (bluestripe pipefish), 3809 nucleotides long. Its product is annotated as gap junction alpha-5 protein-like. Gene Ontology annotation, molecular function: gap junction channel activity involved in atrial cardiac muscle cell-AV node cell electrical coupling. Gene Ontology annotation, cellular component: connexin complex. Gene Ontology annotation, biological process: cell-cell signaling; heart development; atrial cardiac muscle cell to AV node cell communication by electrical coupling. The record is from RefSeq and is a predicted model, not a curated record. Lineage: Eukaryota; Metazoa; Chordata; Actinopteri; Syngnathiformes; Syngnathidae.